Messenger RNA from Rubroshorea leprosula, 1759 nucleotides. NCBI's taxonomy places the organism in Eukaryota, Viridiplantae, Streptophyta, Magnoliopsida, Malvales, Dipterocarpaceae. The record is from the annotation of a GenBank genome assembly.
CGAAAUAAGAUAUCAUUUUAUAAAUGAUAUUUUAUUUUUAAUAAUUUAGGUUUCUGGAUUACUGUUCACUUUAACUCUCAGCAAAGUGUGAGGAUGGUUCGUACGACGGCGAAGACAUCAUCGGCAGCCGCGGGGAAAUCGAAGAAGUCUCGAUUGAGCAACGCCGAGCGGUCGGCCUACUUUUCUCGGAGGGAGGCGGCGAAGGUGCUCCGUUCCGUUCUCCAAGGAGAUGCUCGCCGACGAGCCGUCGGGUCUAUCAAAUCUCUCGUUUAUGGUCCCUCCGUUAAGAACAAGAAGGCCACUUUCGCACUUGUUUGCCAAACGCUCAAGCAUCUUUCUAUUGUCAAGGAUGUGUUGGAGACUGCCAACAUAUUGAAUAGCAGAUGGAAGAGGCAAGAGGAGUUGAUUUACAUAAUUACAUAUGACAUUCUUUUUGGUCAGGAAAUUUCAUUCAUUGGUGAUGCAGAGAAAUUUCUAGUGCGGCGUAAGGAUGCUCUUCAGUCUGCUUUAGCUCGAAUUUUAGUUAGGAAGAAAGUAAAACAGGUUGAAGAUUUGAUAGAUCUUUAUCAGACACCCGAUACUUUGAAACCCCGUUAUGUUCGUGUGAACACUCUGAAACUGGAUAUUGAUUCUGCCCUAAAUGAAUUAGGGAAACAAUUCAUGGUUCAGAAGGAUGAUAUGGUUCCUGACUUGUUAAGGCUUCCACCCAAGUGUGAUCUUCACAAUCACCCUUUGGUCAUGAAUGGAAGUGUAUUUUUGCAAGGAAAGGCAAGUUCCAUGGUGGCAGCUGCACUAGAUCCUGAACCAGGAUGGGAGGUUCUUGAUGCAUGUGCAGCUCCAGGAAACAAAACUGCCCAUCUUGCUGCUCUUAUGAAAGGGAAGGGAAAGAUUAUAGCAUGUGAGCUGAAUAAGGAUAGGAUAAAAAGAUUAGAAGACACUAUCAGACUAUCUGGCGCACCAAAUGUACAAGUUCUUCCUGGGGAUUUUUUAAGCUUGGAUCCAAAAGAUCCCUUGUUCUCCAAGGUCCGUGCUAUUCUUCUGGAUCCUUCCUGCUCUGGUUCUGGUACUGUUGCUGAGAGAUUGGAUCAUUUGCUCCCCUCUUAUGGUGCAGGUCCAGCUUCUGACACCACCGAAACAGAGAGACUUAACAAGCUUGCAACCUUUCAAAAGAAAGCUCUUGCACACGCACUAUCUUUCCCAGCUGUGGAGAGAAUUGUUUACAGCACUUGUUCCAUCCACCAAAUUGAAAAUGAAGAUGUUAUAAAGUCCAUUUUACCACUCGCUGCAUCCAAUGGCUUUCUUCUCGCAACCCCUUUUCCAAAGUGGCGAACUCGAGGCCUUCCAGUGUUUGAAGGCUCUGAACAUCUACAUCUACUCCGGACAGACCCAGUGGAAGACAAGGAAGGCUUUUUCAUUGCUCUGUUUAUCAAGCGCGGCCCUCCGUUUGAGACAACUACAAGAGCCAUCAGAAACCCUCGAGCUUCCACCACUGAAGCGCACACCCAAAGCAACAGGCACCCAAACAAAAAUAAAAGAAAAGGUGCACUACUACCAAUUCUGUUCAGUGGAGCAUUUAGAAUACAUUUAAACCAAGUCCAGCGUUGAGGAUCAUAGAAAAAUCUACCAACAGAAAAUGUGAUUGAAAGUUUGGACCUUCAUUGAAUCUAGGGUUUUUCCAUCAUUUAUUUGGGCUUACUUAAAUUCCUCGAUUGUUAAGGCAUUGGAUUUUGCAGUGAACAAAUACAAUAGAACAGAGCAA